Molecule: messenger RNA, 783 nt
Organism: Juglans microcarpa x Juglans regia
Lineage: Eukaryota; Viridiplantae; Streptophyta; Magnoliopsida; Fagales; Juglandaceae
Exons: 1
Coding region: 1-783 (260 amino acids)
Source: RefSeq, a predicted model, not a curated record
AUGGCUGAGGAGAGGUUGACUAUGUUAUGGGAAGGUCUCAAACUCACAGAGGAAGAGGAACAAGUAGUUCUUCUCUAUGAUCAAUCCCUGCAAGAGGCAUAUUGGAAGGGGAAACACUGCCUCAUGUCUCUGGUUACAUCUGAUAAGCCGAUCAACAUUGAAGCUUUCAAAAAAACUAUGGCAUUGGUAUGGAGGUUGGAGGGAUGGGUGGAGUUCUUGGUGACUAGUGACAACUCCUUUUUCAUUGAGUUCCAAAUGUUGGUAGAUAAGGAGAAAGUCUUAAAAGGUCGUUUGUGGACUUUUGAUCGUUUUCUAGUUGCUUUGCAAGAAGUAGAUGGCAGCCUCCCUUUUAAUGCUAUCUCCUUUACUCAUGAGUCGUUCUGGGUGCAACUUCAUAACAUGCCUUUAUUAGGUAUGAACCAGGAGUAUGGGAAGCUUGUUGCGUCUGCAAUUGGCAAUGUGCUCUUUGUUGAAGUGAAAGAAGAUGGGAUGGGUUGGGGAAGAAGCCUUCGUGUGAAAGCUGAGGUGAAUCUCACAAAAGCCUUGGUGCGUGGUAGAUGGGUGCAAGGUGGUGACCAGAGGACCUGGAUAGCUUUCAAAUAUGAAAGAUUACAAAAUUUUUGUUUCAAAUGUGGAGUCUUGAAGCACAAAGGUAAAAGUUGUCCCUUAAUGCAUAGAGAUGAUGGUGAGGCGAUUCAAUUUGGACCUUGGCUGAGAGCCACUCCAUCUAAAACCAGGUUGUCUGAAUCCAGGAAGUAUGGUGGCGAUGGUAGUUUUGAUUAA